Messenger RNA from Aspergillus chevalieri, 1149 nucleotides. Its product is annotated as intradiol ring-cleavage dioxygenase. Bases 1 to 1149 code for a protein of 382 amino acids. NCBI's taxonomy places the organism in Eukaryota, Fungi, Ascomycota, Eurotiomycetes, Eurotiales, Aspergillaceae. The record is from RefSeq and is a predicted model, not a curated record. The transcript has 4 exons. Gene Ontology annotation, molecular function: ferric iron binding; oxidoreductase activity, acting on single donors with incorporation of molecular oxygen, incorporation of two atoms of oxygen.
AUGGUUCGCGCUACUACUCUCUUCGCCGGUCUGGCUGGUCUGGCCGGUAUUGUCUCGGCCCACCCUGGCCACGAUGUCAAGGCCGAGGCCGCUGAGCGUGCCGCCUUCUUGAAGAACUCCCCCGUCCAGGCUCGUGGUCUGAGCCAGUGUGAUACCAAGCUCAAGGCUCGUGGUCUUGAGAACACCAACGUUGCUCGUCGUCAGAGGGCUGUCGAGAACUUGCGUCGCAAGAGAGGCCUUGCUUCUAGCGCCCCUCUCAAGUCCCGCGAUGUCUCUUCGUUGAACACCACCCACCACUCCGAUCUCAAGGGUGUCACUACCAACAUUGACCCCGAAGUCCUCUUCGCCUACAACCCCACUUGUGUCCUUGGUCCUGAUGUGACCCAGGGUCCUUACUAUGUCACCGGUGAAUUGAUCCGUUCGGACAUUUCGGAGGACCAGGAGGGUGUUCCUCUCUUCCUCGACAUCCAGCUUGUUGACUCCAACACUUGCGAGCCUGUUCCUGAGAUCUACAUGGACAUCUGGCACUGCAACUCUACUGGUGUCUACUCCGGUGUUUCUGCCAGUGGUAACGGCAACUCCGACGACGAGACCAACCUCGACGCAACCUUCCUCCGUGGUCUCCAGAAGACCGACAAGGAGGGUGUCACCCAGUUCGAGACCGUCUUCCCCGGCCAUUACACCGGCCGCGCCACCCACAUCCACGUCCUCUCUCACCCCGCCAACGAGACCAAGGUCCUCAAGAACAACACCAUCAGCGGCCUCUACACCGCCCACUCCAACUGGGUCGGCCAGAUCUUCUUCGACCAGGACCUCAUCUCCACCGUCGAGAAGCUUGAGCCCUACAACACCAACACCCAGGAACUCACCACCAACGCCGAAGAUGACAUCCUCCUCCAGGAAGCUGACACCAUCGACCCCUUCGUCGAGUACGUCUUCCUCGGUGACAAGCCCCAGGACGGUAUUUUUGCUUGGAUCUCCGCGGCCAUCGAUGUCACCGGUGACAGUGACGUUACUCCCGCCGCUUACCGCACUGAGAACGGUGGUGUUUCUAACCCCAACAGCGGUAUGGGUAUGGGUGGUGGCUCUCCCCCGGGUGGUUCUUCCCCUAGCGGAAGCGCUGCUCCCAGCUCCAGCUCUAGCGCUUAA